Molecule: messenger RNA, 3677 nt
Organism: Trichomycterus rosablanca
Lineage: Eukaryota; Metazoa; Chordata; Actinopteri; Siluriformes; Trichomycteridae
Gene: pgbd5
Product: piggyBac transposable element derived 5
Exons: 7
Coding region: 234-1817 (527 amino acids)
Biological process (GO): non-replicative DNA transposition
Molecular function (GO): transposase activity
Source: RefSeq, a predicted model, not a curated record
ACAGCUCUCGUGUGGUGCGCACCGGUUCUGUAUCGCACUGACGCGCAUCACCGUGACCGUUCCGCGUUCCGCCAGCGUGGGUUGUGGAAGGAAGGGAACUGGGAACGGCGGACGGGUUUAAAGGACGGGACGGAGGACAGGGCGGACCGGAUCGCAUGCUGGAGUCGGGGUUUACUGGGAGCUGACUGACCGACUGGUGCGCACCGAGGGUGGACGGCGGCUCGGACGCGGUGAUGGCGGAGUGCGGCCGCAGGGCGCUGUCGCUGCUGGAGGCGGCCCGCUCCCGCUACGAGAGCCUGCAGAUUUCGGACGAUGUGUUCGGCGAGUCGGGGGACGACAGCAGUGAGAACCCGUUCUAUAGCACCACCGGAGACUCCAAUUCGGACAGCUGUACCGAGACAGGCGGGGGGCAGAGCGGGGCAGGAGCCGGGAGCAAGCGCGCUGUUACCGGCUCGGCCUCCAGCGGACCGGCGGGCGAGGAGAAGCCGGAGCAGGAGCAGGAGCAGGAGGAGGAGGAUGGAUGGAGCGAUGCCUUACGGGACAUCGACACUCCCCACUACAAUGAUGUUCACGGUCCCACACAGAAGAUGCCGGCCACUGCCACAGCCAUGGACUUCUUUCAGCUCUUCGUCCCCGACAACGUCAUUCAGAACAUGGUCACCCAGACCAACAUGUACGCCAAGAAGUUCCAGGAACGCUUCGGGAGCGACGAGGGCUGGACGAACGUGACGGCGGCGGAGAUAAAGGCCUUCCUGGGUUUCGUCAUCUCCACCAGCGUGCACCGCUGCGAGUCCGUCCUGAGCAUCUGGAGCGGCGGCUUCUUCAGCAACCGCAGCAUCGCGCUCAAGAUGAGCCAGGUGCGCUUCGAGAAGAUCCUCAAGUACUUCCAUAUCGUGGCCUUCAGGUCCAGCCAGGGGGGCAACCAGGGGCUGUACAAGAUUCAGCCCUUCCUGGACUCUCUGCAGCAGAGCUUCAGCUGCACCUUCCGGCCAUCGCAAACACAGGUCCUGCACGAGCCGCUGAUCGACGAGGACCCGGUGUUCAUCAGUACCUGCACCGAGAGGGAGCUGCGCAAGAGGAAGAAGAGGAAGUUCGGCCUGUGGGUGAGACAGUGCAGCACCACCGGCUUCAUCUGUCAGAUCUACGUCCAUCUGAAGGAGGGACCCGGUCCUGAUGGACUCGACACCCUGAAGAAACCGCAGCUGCACAGCAUGGUGGCCCGGCAGCUCUGUCAGAACCUGGCGGGACGUAACACCGUCGUCUUCACCGGGCCCAGCAUCACCAGCCUCAGUCUGUUCCAGGAGUUUGAGAAUCAGAAUAUUUACUGCUGUGGGCUUCUCAGCCUGAGGAAAAGCGACUGCACCGGUCUGCCAGCGUCCAUGCUGCGUAACUCCGAGGGACCUCAGCAGCGCGGUCAGUCCCACACCAAGAUGAAGGGCAACAUGUCGCUCAUCAGCUGGUACAACAAGGGCAACUUCCGCUUCCUCACCAACGCCUACUCGCCUCUCAAACAAGGUGUGAUCAUUAAGAGGAAGAGCGGUGAGAUCCAGUGUCCUCUGGCCGUGGAAGCUUUCGCCGCGCAUCUCAGCUACAUCUGCAAAUACGACGACAAGUACAGCAAGUACUUCAUUUUCCACAAACCCAAUAAGACGUGGCAGCAGAUAUUCUGGCUCACCAUCAGCGUCGCCAUUAACAACGCCUACAUCCUGUACAAGAUGUCCGACGCCUACCACGUCAAGCGCUACAGCCGGGCCCAGUUCGGAGAGAGACUGGUCAAGGAGCUGCUGGACCUGGACACCUGCUCACCCACCCAGUGAAGUGACCAUAUGCUGUCGACUCUUAACACCCCCCCCCCCCACACACACACACACACAAACACACACACACACACACAAUAACCACAUCUCACCACCUUCAACCUGUGACGAAUCAAACCCGUGCCAAGUCUGGACGUAACGUCAAUCACACAACGUCCUUAACCGCAGGACCCUGUAAAUAACCGUCCGACUGUCCGCGCGUCCGUCUGCUGCAUGAUGAGUGUGCUCGCGUGAAAUGAUUAGAUUUUUAUUUCUGAACGGUGUGUGUAGUGUUUGUGCAGAUCUGUGCUUCAGUGUUUGAUGAAUUAGCUUCGUACGUCCGCGGCGCAUCAGGAAUAUCGUACCGUAAACAAGAUCAGAAAAAAAUGGACGUCUGUAUCUUUUGGCCAAAACUCUGGCAAAUGUUGAUCAACUUUCAUGAUUCUUUCACUGUUGGACACAAUAACGAGGUUUGUUUGUUUGUUUAUUAGGAUUUUAACGUCAUGUUUUACACUUUUGGUUACAUUCAUGACAGGAACGGUAGUUACUCAUUACACAAGAUUCAUCAGUUCACAAGUUUUAUAUCAAACACAGUCAUGGACAAUUUAGUGUCUCCAAUUAACCUGACUGCAUGUCUUUGGACUGUGGGAGGAAACCGGAGCACCCGGAGUAAACCCACGCAGGCACAGGGAGAACAUGCAAACUCCACACAGAAAGGACCCAGACCGCCCCACCUGGGGAUCGAACCCAGGACCUUUUUGCUGUGAGGCGACAGUGCUACCCACUUAGCCACCAUGCCGCCCCAAUAACGAGGUCUUUUUUAGUUAUUUAAUACACUUGUGUUUGCGAUUAGAGGCGUAUUCACAUGAGAGCGGUGCGGUAAAACGUCAUCAAAGUGCGAAUCUGAGCUGAAUCUGCAUUAGUGUGGAAUAAGUGUCAGAUCCAGGGUUACAGCUCCACAUGUAUCUGUGUUUAUCUGGAUUCUCCUCCCUGUUUCACUUUUAAACUUUUGUUACAGCUUGAGCUUCUGAGAAAUGGUGAGAAUCAAAAUCAGCUUCUCCCAGAGUCUAAAACACUUCUGGUUCAGAAUAAAGCUUAACGUGGUUUAAUGUAGUAAAAGAAGGAGACAGGAGCACUAAACUUCUCUUCAUUAUUACUGCUCAUAAGUUCCUCCACUAAUCACAUUCCUCACUCGCUGUUUUACUACAAUAAGUCACGUUAAGUUUUGCUUGUAUGGCCCGUGUCGCUUUUACAGUGUCAUAUCAAACAGUUCGUCUCAUUGGAGGAGCUUUGAAAAGGUCAGCAAACCACAAACUGGGUCAAAGUUCAAUCAGGUGAACCCAAUCGGGCAAAAGUGUGCGGUGCUUGACGCUCAGAGAAGGCCAGCGGUGAGCUAAACGGCACCACCUCACUUCAUAGGAAGAUUUCUCAUGAUUCUCUGUGUGUGAUACGGAUCUCCAUAUGAACCCGUAUCGUUUUGGGGAAAUAAAGCGGCCACCUGCCGCACACGUGUUAGAGGGGGCGUGUGUUAGUCACGAAAUGUGAUCGGGUGAUUGGAUAUGACUAAAUUGGGAGGAGAAAUGGGAAAAAUAAAAUAAUAUAUAAAUAAGAGGUUAUAAACUGUAUGUGAAAAAUUGCUGAACUUCUAGAGAUAAACUGUAAAAUAGGAGGAAAUGAUCUGGAAUUUAAAAAAUGAAUCAGCGUUUGCCAAAGUUAUGGACAAAGGUACAGACGUCCCUUUUUGAUUCACAGUGUAGAGUGAUUUUUUUAUUUUUAAGAGAGAAAACUCGGUUUUCCCAGCUGUCAUUUCCUGUCUCAUGUUCAUUCCCGAUCAGCCAUAACAUUAAAACCACCUCCUUGUUUCUACACUCACUGUCCAUU